Solenopsis invicta (red fire ant) is the source of this 3193-nucleotide messenger RNA. RefSeq names its product transforming growth factor-beta receptor type 3-like protein. NCBI's taxonomy places the organism in Eukaryota, Metazoa, Arthropoda, Insecta, Hymenoptera, Formicidae. The coding region runs from base 84 to 1058 and encodes 324 amino acids. The transcript has 2 exons. The record is from RefSeq and is a predicted model, not a curated record.
UUCUCUUUCUCUCUCUCUCUCUCCGCUCUUUCUCCUCACACGCUGAUCGUGCUUCAACGUACCGAGCGUGCAACGAUCACCCGAUGCUGACUCGCACGACGGCGACGGCGACGGCGGCAGCGGCGACGGCUUUCCCUGGCAGAAAACGUCGACUGCCGCGCGCGCGCUACUGCGAGGGGGUCGGUGACGGCGACAAAGCGUUCUCCCCGGCUUUUCCAGGGGUUCCUCUCUCUCUCUCUCUCUCUCUCCUUUUCCUCCCUCUCCCCCCGCGCUCCCCUUCGUCGCGCGCGCACGCUUUUACGCCCUCUCCUCUCGAUGAUCUUCCUCUCUCCUCCUGCUGCCCCGCGGCCACGAUGCGUUUACUCUCUCUCUCUCUCUCUCUCUCUCUUCAUCUCGAUUCUCUCGCUCCUCAUCCUCUUCCUCCUCCUCCUCCUCCUCCUCCUGCUCCUCUUCCCUCCUCCCGCGGAGGACGGAGGACCGCGAGGUGUCCCGGGCGUAGUGAGCAGCUCUCACCCGCUUUAUCCACCCUCGCACAGCGCCUGCGCGUCCCGGGGAUGUUCCCCUCGCUCACCUCCGCGUGCUCUCCUUCUGCCUCCCUGACCAUCCGUCCUGCGGAUGCCCUCUCGGUCUCUUUCUCUCCUCUCGCGGUCCACGCCGCCCCUCCUUCGUCCCCAUUCUCUCCUCUCACCACGCUGUUCUCCGCAAGCGCUCGCCUCCUCUUUCGCCUGUUACCCGCUUUUCUUCUCUAUCCCUCUUUUCUGUUAGGUGGCCGCGCUGCUUUUAUCGGCCGUGUCCUCUUCCUCUCGCUCGUGUUAUCUCGGAGGACCAUGCACGCUCCUCGAGCUGAAGCCAGCCUCUCCCUCCGGCCACCCUCCCCCCGCCCGAGCACCAAGUUUUUUGGCCGGAACUCUUACGACGGAUCGAAUUUGAAUGCGUGCGGGACGCGAAAGCGGGUCACGGUUCCGUCUCCUUCCAAAAGAAACGCAGCGAAACGCAACGAAACUGUGUUCGCCGAGCGAAAACAGUUUUCAUUGGCGACCUGCUUUUUUUUCGUAUAGAACGGAGAGAAAACGAAACUAAAAGGAAAAAAGAGAAAACGGAGCUUGCAAUCUGUCCUUAAACUUCAUUUUAAAUUUAAUUUUCUAUUUUUUAGCACUCGCAUAAAUUCGCAAACCGCCGCGUGAGACAAAUUUAUUUCUCUCUCGCGCAAGAUGAGAGAAAGAGAGAGAGAGAGAGAGAGAGAGAGAGAGAGAGAGAGAGAAUAAGAACGCAUGACAUAGAUGAAUUACCGGUAUUAAAAGCGCGGGAUUACACAACGCGCUUGCAUUGUGAUACAAUAAAUUGUCUUUGCACGGAUAAAGACGUCGACGCUCGAUCGCCGAAUUUUUUUCGAACAUUAUUCGACGAACGUAAGGCAUUUUCUUCUUUCCUCCUCCGUCCUCUCCCCCGUAAAUACACGUGCGCACGCGAAAAAGACAAACGUUCCACACUCUUGCAGCGUCGUUAUUUAUGUUCACACCUAUGGGAUGUGCACGAGAAUCGAGGCUUAAAGCCUGACUUUAAAUCGAAACACCAGCUUUAAGCGGAGCUUCGAGAUAUAAAAAAAAAAGGGAAAAGAGACCCAGGUGAUAUCUCACAGCCGUUCGCAAUCGUUCCCUUAUGCGAGGCGUCGUUCGUGAACUCACGACGAGUGCAGAUAUCAUUGAGAGCGUGAUGAUUGAAAUCGAGCUGGGCGAUGCUGGCGACUCAGUAGGACCUCGAUGACAAUCCCGGCGCAUUAAAUAAUAAAAGGCACGACCAAAAUGCCAUUGGGAUCUCUAUUGCAAAUAGCCACAAUUUUGCGGAAUAGCGAUGGUCGCUGCGAUCGAUACAACAUGCGGUGCACCUAUAUCGGGAAACAUUGACUGAGUUGCAGCGGACCUUCGUAAUUUUCGACAGGAGUUUGCAGAACACGUGGAGCGAACUAAUUCGAUUAUGGACAAUCUGACCGCGCCGAGGGAAAAUUUAAAGUUCACUCAAGCAGCGCGCACGCGAUGCUGUAAUUGCCGAUUCCGCUAUUAUUUCAUUAGCCUAAUGUGUGUGUGCAACAAUGUAAAUUAUUAGGACGUAACAUGAAAUACCGCGGCAGCACCCGUGAUUUCUUCAUUAAAUUGAAGAAUCGAAUGAUCGUGAUACAUUGCACUUUAAUUACACGUGCCACGGGUGCGCGUAUACGAUUCCUAUAUUUUUGCGACGUAAUUAAAUGAAGAAUCAAUGUCAAUUUUACGAUGUUAAAUUGAAAUCAUUUGCGUAGCGUGUACUGCGCAUGAUGAUAAGGUAAACUGAUACUGUAGUAUAACAUACAUGUACAACAUACAUCUACAAUAUACAAUAAUGUUGCGUGUAUGUCACGAACACUAGAUCAGAGUUUAUUUAAUCUCAAGCUCGCAUCCCGUUAAUUUUCAAUGGGUAAUUUGCAUUCUUGGGAAAUUUUGAGAGAAAGAGAGAGAGAGAGAGAGAGAGAGAGAGAGAGAGAGAGAGAGAGAGAGAGAGAGAGGGAAAAGAUGGGAGAAAAAGGGAGAAGGAUCGAAGGAGGAAAUCUCUUGUCGAGUAAUUUUGCUAAGUGAGAUACACCCAGGAAUUAAUUCGUCAGUAAACUAAACUACUGACAUCUAUUUAAAGUUUACUCCACUUAAACUGAUGUUCGUACAAACUGCGUUCCGUCGUUAUCUUUAGGCCGCUAAUAAUUUACCGCUUUCGGAACUAUCGUACGGAGCGUUCGAUUAAUGACAAAAUUAUUAAUAAUAUCGAUCGUGUUUAUACCUUCAUCUCCUCGCAAUUGAAAAGAUUAAUUUGGAAUGUCGUUAGAGAGUAAGUUGUCGAAUUUUCUCAUCAAAACAGAAAUAAAUUGGGCAUUAGUAUUAGCACCAAAAUUAUUAAAUUGUCAAUUAAUAUUGCGAAAUCACCAUUCUAGUUUAAUAUAAAAGAUGCGUUUUAAGACGGAAAAUAACACUGUUAAAAAUGUCAUAAAACUUAGUGUAUUUUUAAGUUACACAUUAAAUUUAAUGUACAGUAAAUUUAAUGUAUCAAUAAGUGAAAAUCAUGUGCAUGAAAUUAGUGCAUCUUUAGUGCACUUUUGACAUCAAAUUACAUUAAAUGUACAUUAAAUGUUUUUUAAUAUACCUGCUUGAAAUUUGUUUCCGUUACAUUUCAU